AUGCCUUCAGACAGUUCACAUAUUUCCAUUCAGAACUCGCCCCCAGUGGCGGUUCUGGCCUAUUGUAUGUCGUCGAUUAUGAUGACUGUUACUAAUAAGUACGUGUUAUCGGUUGGUCAUUUCAAUUUCAACUGUAUUCUUCUGGCAGUGCAGUCUUUUGUCUGUUUGAUUGUUAUUCUUGGUUUGAAAUCUGCUGGUAUUGUCAACUUCCGUAACUUCAAUUCUGGUGAGGCCAAGAAAUGGUUUCCUAUUUCUGUUUUGUUGGUUGCUAUGAUUUACACUGCUUCCAAGGCUAUGCAGUACUUAUCUAUUCCUGUUUACACUAUUUUCAAAAAUGUGACCAUCAUUCUUAUUGCUUAUGGUGAGGUUCUUUGGUUUGGUGGUAAUGUCACUCCCAUGGCUUUGUUAUCUUUCCUUUUGAUUGUUCUUUCAUCAGUCGUCGCGUCUUGGGCUGAUAUCACUUCUGCUGCUCCUGGAAGUGAGUCUGCUGCCUAUGGUAUUUUCAACCUGGGCUAUUUCUGGAUGUUUGCCAACUGUUUGUCCAACGCUGGUUUUGUUUUGUUCCUUCGUAAGCGUAUAAAGUUGACCAACUUUACUGAUUUGGAUACCAUGUUCUACAACAACUUGCUGUCCAUUCCUGUUUUGCUUGUUGGUUCUAUUAUUUUCGAGGACUGGAGCGCUGAGAAUGUUGCUCUUAACUUCCCCCCUGCAACCCGUAAUGUUGUCUUCUCUAUGAUGAUUCUUUCUGGUCUCUUCUCUCUUGGUAUCUCGUAUACAUCUGGUUGGUGCGUUCGUGUUACCUCAUCUACCACUUAUAGUAUGGUCGGUGCUCUCAAUAAACUUCCCGUGGCUCUGUCUGGUCUGAUCUUCUUCGACACUCCCGUAACCUUUGCCAACUGCUCUGCCAUCUUCCUUGGUUUCCUUGCCGGCAUUGUCUAUGCUGUCGCCAAGGUCCAACAACAAAAACAGAAGGAUAACAUCCUCCCUACCUCCAACAAGGCCUAA
Sugiyamaella lignohabitans is the source of this 1005-nucleotide messenger RNA. It is a transcript of the gene VRG4, whose product is annotated as Vrg4p. The coding region runs from base 1 to 1005 and encodes 334 amino acids. Gene Ontology annotation, molecular function: GDP-mannose transmembrane transporter activity; antiporter activity. The transcript has a single exon. The record is from RefSeq and is a predicted model, not a curated record. Gene Ontology annotation, cellular component: Golgi apparatus. Lineage: Eukaryota; Fungi; Ascomycota; Dipodascomycetes; Dipodascales; Trichomonascaceae.